CUAAGUGUUGCACUAAAGUCUCCAAGAUUCCAGUCGCCACUUUAGCCCAUUUAGCGCUUGCAAACGUGAUCGUUCAAACGCGACAGAUGGCGCUUGCUCUUGCUAUAAAAGACGUCAAUUUUGAGGCCUUAACAACUGACAAUCAUGUCGCCCGAAGAUAAGCGCAAGUUUUGCACCUUUUGGGGUUGCACUCUGCGCCGCGCUGGGCUCGCUGCUCGGCGCGGUUCAGAACGCUCAAUGCUGGACCAGGCUGCUUCGUCGACCAUGGCCGUCGUUGGCCACGCUGCAGCGGCCGUGCUGGACAACCCGCACCAGUUUCGGCUGCUGCCCUCACCCUACUACGUGCAGCCCCGCUCCCCAACUUCGUCUGCGACUUCUGGACUGACGACCAGUUCCGCGCCAACUUCCGCCUGACGCGCGCGUCCUUCAAGGCCCUGGUGGACAGCCUGCGCCCCGACCUGGAGACGACGAGCACCCACUUCCGCCAGUCCAUGACUCCGGAACACAAGGCCGCCAUAGCGCUGUACAAGCUUGCACACAACUCUCCGUACAGCACGCUUGAGGCGCUCUUCGUGUGGCGCCAAGCACCGCGUGUAAGGUCUACCAGCAGUUCAUCACGUCCGUUGUGUCGCGCCUGCGUGGCCUGGUUGCCUUCUGUUGAGGACUAGCGGGUAUUCGGUCAGAACACUAGAGUAUGGGACGUGGGGACACGGCGGGGAGACCGUGGGAGUCCCGGGUACGUGCCUUACGAUGGGUCUAGAAGGCGAUCUAGAGCCAUAUAUAGGGCAUAGUCUUUACCAGUUUGGUGUCGUGUAUAUCGCUAUACAAGUGCCACUGUAACACUACUAGCGAGCACGGCCACCCAGAACCGACCAGAACUCAACAGGUUAUGAGCCCCGGCUUCCGAGUCGGUGGUCGGUCUGGGUCAAGUCCUUUAAACUGCUAUUAGGCAGGCUCGGCAUAGAGUAGGCAACGGAAGCGCGUGAUCAGCAGUGAGGCCGAAGCUGGAAGGGCGAUAGCGAUUGGUCGCUGGUUUCCGAGCUUUCCCGGUAUCAGCUGUUGGAGGCAGCUGAAAAUAUCUGGACGCGCUGUGAUCGCGAGUGUGGAGCUCGCAGACGUUCGUCAGGCGGAGGCGGGGGAGACCCGAAAACGUGAUGGCUCGCCUGUGCAGCGAGCGAGCGGUUGAUUGCCUGGGGCAGUAGCCGCAAACUGUGGGAAGCCAGCGCCCGGGGCGUCUUGGCUAAUAUGGGCAACUGCCAGGGGCAGGAGCAGUGAGAGGGCCGGCGCUGGGCGCCAGGCCGAGAGGCGCCGCUGAGCCUGCACCCGGGGUGUAGGGCUAGGGCGCACGUUCCGUGUUACGGUGCCGGGCACCGGGCACGUGGGGGGCUGAUGACUGGCUGAGGUGGCAGGCGCUGGGCGCCAGCACCUAGCCCGAUGGCGCGCAGGGCGCGCAGCAGAAGCAGUCGGGGGCCGGUGGCGUGCAGGGCGCGCAGGAGCAGCAGGGGGUGACCGGCGGCGCGCAGGGCGCGCAGCAGAGCGCGCAGGGCGCGCAACAGCAGGAGGGAGCCGGUGACACGCAGGGCGUGAAGAAGCCGGCGGUAUGACUAAGGGCGUCGCUGGGCCUGCACCGACGGACUGGUGGGCCAGGGCGCGUGUCGCGGUGUGCAGCACCGGGCAAGUUACACAGAGCGGCGAGUACUUCGUUUCCGUUGUGGUGCUGCGAGAUGCUUGGGCCGUAGAUGUACCUGGUCUCAAUGAGAGCUACGGACGGGUAUGAUAAGACCGUGUGGAUUGAGGUGAGAGUGGCAUUGUGAAUGUGCCGUAGCGUAGUGGGGCGGUAUCAACAGUACGGCAGCCUUAAGUAAAGCUGCGACACGGUUACUAACACUUGUUGCUGGGAUGGCAGGGAUGACGCAGGAGUGCGUUUGAGGUGGGUGGCGCUACGAGGGCGUCGAGUCAGAGACAUGGGGCAGGGCGUGGCCUAGUCAUGUUAGUGUGGGGCCGGUUUGCGGGGAGGCAAACUGUGGCGGGACACGGCAGGUGACGGACGGCACGCGGAGCACAUGUUUGAUCAGCUACGGGGGUCGAGCCCGUAAGAUUGGUUGCUGAGAUCCAGCGUUUGCUUAGUUGUGGGGCGGGAGCCACAUGGACCGUUGGGUGCCAGGCUUCGACGAGAGCUUCUAACCUUCGCCUGUGUGAUCGCAGACAGAUUGAGUGCGCUGUUGAGUGCACGUGGCAAGGCGUUGCCUGAAGCGCAGGGUACUGGAUGGAGCUUCCGUGGAGGUCAGCAGGAUCCGAGUACGGAGCGCAGUGCAGCUGUUCAUGGUGUGGAGCUGUUUCGCAGACGGCGAUUCGGGCAUGACACGGUCGUGUGGAGCUGUUUUCGCGGGGCAGUAUGAGUGGGGCGUGCAGGACAGGGGUCUGCGGCGCGGGACCAUACGUGCGAGGCGAAAUCGGGCAUGACCACAGCUGGCCGGGAGCGCGGAUAAGUGCUGUAAUGUUAGCGCAUAGGAGGAUAUGUGGGUAAGGCCUUUAAUCUGCUUAAUAGCGGGCUUGGUAUAGAGCAGGCAAAUGGAAUGCGCUUGUGCUUAUGAAUGACCCGGUCGUGAUUCCGGGGGAGCGCGUUAGGAUGCGAGCGAUGUCUAGCAGAUGACUCAUUCCUGCGAUCGACUCAACCUGUUCGCGUGGGUAUGGCGUGUGGCUGUACUGUGGUUAUGGUACGCGAGUGCACUGCUGACGUAGUAGCAGUGGGCAUACGAAAGAGCAAGCGACUAGUAGGCACAUUGCGUAGUUCGAAAGUCGUGCGCUGGGAGACGUGCGGUGGUUGGCCGUGCGUGCGCGUGACUGCUGUGGCAGCAGUGUGAGAGAACGUUGUGAGCAACAAGUAGGAAUGCUGAGAUGCAAGGCUGACUGAAUGUUGUGACCAGCAUGAGAUGCGGGCUUGGACAUGCGAGUGCCGGUGAUGCGUGCGACGGACUGUGCGCGGUGUGCUCGAGAGGGGGACACGGAAUGUGUGGCUGCGGUAUGCUUUACAAGUGUUAUCCGUGCAAGAUGGUUGUAGACGCGGGAGGCGUGAUACGACUGAGUGCGGUAGCAUGAGUGGGUGGCAGCGGAAACGUACGGCGUGUGCGGUGAUGCACAUGUGACAUGUGCGGGGUAGCAUAUGUGGCGCGUACGUAUGCGUGAUAUGUGUUUGAGGGAUGGAUGCAGCAGCAGUCGGCUGGCUGACCAUAUUUGCCUUGGUGGGCGUGAGGCGCCGUGAGAGGUUUGCCCCCUCAUCUAUGUUUAGGCGUAUGUGUUUGCAAGUGCCAUGCGCGAUGGUGGUAUGUCGGUGUUUUGUGUGCGUGCGUUCGCUAUGGAGUUUAGCGUUUGCGAGCAGUGCAAGACGGAGAGUGUUCUGCCCGCGGGGGAGUGUUGAGGACUAGCGGGUAUUCGGUCAGAACACUAGAGUAUGGGACGUGGGGACACGGCGGGGAGACCGUGGGAGUCCCGGGUACGUGCCUUACGAUGGGUCUAGAAGGCGAUCUAGAGCCAUAUAUAGGGCAUAGUCUUUACCAGUUUGGUGUCGUGUAUAUCGCUAUACAAGUGCCACUGUAACACUACUAGCGA
This is a messenger RNA of Chlamydomonas reinhardtii, 3609 nucleotides long. RefSeq lists its product as uncharacterized. The transcript has 2 exons. The coding region runs from base 492 to 668 and encodes 58 amino acids. NCBI's taxonomy places the organism in Eukaryota, Viridiplantae, Chlorophyta, Chlorophyceae, Chlamydomonadales, Chlamydomonadaceae. The record is from RefSeq and is a predicted model, not a curated record.